CUUCCUCAACUCCUUCUCUCUGCUCGAUACAGGUUGCUUAGUUUUUUUUCCUUGCGAGAAACAAGUCCCGUUUCUUGAGAUCUCAUGUUAUACCCAGCUAAUGUCGCUUCUUUUUCCUUCUUCUCUCUCUCUCCCCCCUCCUUUGAUUUUAUAUAUAAAGCCUUCCUUUGCCUAAAAAUUCCUAGAGACUCCAUUUCUUCUAUCGAUCUCUCUCUUUCUCUUGCACAAAAGAGAGAGAGAGAGAUAACAAAAUAACAAAACGGAAACGAGAAGAAGAAUCCUAUACAUAUCUGUCAUUUUUCAAAAGAACAAAAUGUUGGACGCUCUUUUUAAACCCAAAUUCUAUACGAAAUGCAAGAACUUGGUAAAGAUAACGAAAACAAGAGUGGAGACCGUGAAGAGGAAGAAAAACUCUGUUUGCAAAUAUUUGAAGAAGGACAUUGUCGAUCUUCUAAACAACAGCCUCGAUUACAAUGCUUAUGGCAGGGCACAAGGGCUUAUUGAGGAGAAACGGAGGUUGUCUUGUUAUGAGUUUUUGGAGCAAUUCUGUGUCUGUGUUGCAUCCAAUGUAUCUCUCUUACAGAAUUCAAGUAAAUGCCCCGAGGAGUGUCGCGAGGCCAUCUCCUCCCUUGUGUACGCGGCCGCUAGAGUCUCUGAAGUGCCUGAGCUUCGCGAUCUCAGAUCUUUGUUUGCUGACAGAUACAGGACUAAUUCACUUGAACAGUUUGUGAACCCUGAGUUUGUGGAGAGAUUCAAAGCGGAGCCCCCGUCAAAGGAAAUGAAGGUAGAGCUUCUCCAGGAGAUUGCCAUAGAGUACUCCAUCAAAUGGGAUGCCAAGUCUUUAGAGCAGAAGCUCUACCCAAAAACAAAGGCCAAUUAUAAUCCUGGAAAGACGAAUGAAAACAGAAGUAGCCUUUCGUUUCAUGUCAGAGAAGAGUCUCUGGAUGCCAAGUCCACGAGUAAAAGAAGCGAAGAGGACUCCAUGACUAGAAGCAAAAGUUGUGUUACUGGCCACGAGGAGGAGGAGGAGGAUGAUGAUCCAGAAAACAAACCUUUCUACUACAGAUUCAUCAUGCCCAGCAACGACAAACCCAAAAUAGAGAAACAGGAAAGCCUUCCGGAGAAGAUGACCAAGUCUGAUCUCAUGUCCAAAGACACGGAGUCUCCUCCAAGUGCGAAGCCGAGAUCAGUGAGAAGACGAUUAGCGAAGCCGCCGCCCUCAGAUGCGCCUAGUGGUGAAGAUUUGAUGAGAAGUUAUAAUAAGAUGGAGAAAGCAAGCGGAGAGGGGAUAAGGAGGAUGAAUCGUCGAACAGCGUCGUGGCAGUCCAACGUCCCAGAUUUUGAUGAGGUCGCUGCUCGCGUACAUGCUCUCACACGAAACUGAUGUGUGCAUUCAUUGUGAUUAGAGAUAUGUACAACUUGUCGUGUCUGUGAAUGAAUUAAUUCUUUGUAAACCAAAAGUGACAUGUGAGAAAAAAAAGUUUAGUUUUUUUUUAAUUU
Raphanus sativus (radish) is the source of this 1500-nucleotide messenger RNA. RefSeq lists its product as uncharacterized. The record is from RefSeq and is a predicted model, not a curated record. Lineage: Eukaryota; Viridiplantae; Streptophyta; Magnoliopsida; Brassicales; Brassicaceae. The coding region runs from base 314 to 1384 and encodes 356 amino acids. Gene Ontology annotation, biological process: protein transport. The transcript has 6 exons.